AUGUUUCAGACUCCGAUUGGUGUGAAAGAGAGGCGCUGCGACCUUGUUCUAGCGUCUGGAUUGGAGCCAUUUUGGGGCGCUUACUCCAUUCAUGCUGAAACAUUGCAGUCUCUUGGAUGUACUUCUGAAGCUUUAUUAUUGUACGAGAAACUGGAAAUGUGGGACAACGUGAUCGAAUGUUUCAAGCAGCUGGGUCAACUGGAGAAGGCGGAAGCCCUGAUUCGACGAUUACUUCUUGAGCGGCCGAAUGACUCCAUGCUUGUCUGUCUCCUGGGCGAUAUCACCAUGGAGCCUAGCUAUUAUGAAAAGGCUAUGAAGGUUGGAAGUUCCUUAUUGAUUUCGUUUAGUUUUACCUACUUAUUUGAUCCGAAAAAGGUCUUGCCGUAG
Molecule: messenger RNA, 387 nt
Organism: Cooperia oncophora
Lineage: Eukaryota; Metazoa; Nematoda; Chromadorea; Rhabditida; Trichostrongylidae
Source: the annotation of a GenBank genome assembly